Colletotrichum abscissum is the source of this 2772-nucleotide messenger RNA. Its product is annotated as hsp98-like protein. Gene Ontology annotation, cellular component: cytoplasm. Gene Ontology annotation, biological process: cellular response to heat. The record is from RefSeq and is a predicted model, not a curated record. The coding region runs from base 1 to 2772 and encodes 923 amino acids. The transcript has a single exon. Lineage: Eukaryota; Fungi; Ascomycota; Sordariomycetes; Glomerellales; Glomerellaceae. Gene Ontology annotation, molecular function: ATP hydrolysis activity; ATP binding.
AUGAAUUCACGAAUGGAAUUCACCGACAGAGGCGAGAAGGCCGUGCAGGAUGCCAUGGCCCUCGCGGAGCAGUACGCCCACUCCCAGCUGCUCCCCGUCCACCUCGCCGUCUCCCUCCUCGAUCCCCCGGCAGACCUCUCAAAGGACCAACAAAACGGCCCGCCGCAGACGUCCUCCAUGUUCCGACAAGUCAUUGAGCGCGCCCACGGCGACCCGCAACUCUUUGACCGGGCACUCAAGAAGACGCUCGUCCGCCUGCCGAGCCAAGACCCGCCACCGGACCAGGUCUCCGUCGCACCCACAUUCCACGCCGUCCUCCGCAAGGCGCAAGAGCUGCAAAAGACGCAAAAGGACUCCUUCAUCGCCGUCGACCACCUCAUUCAGGCCCUCGCCGAGGACCACACAAUACAAGCCUGCCUGCGGGACUCCAACAUCCCCAAGGCGAAGCUGGUGCACGAUGCCGUCGCCCAGAUCCGCGGCACGAAGCGGGUGGACAGCAAGAACGCCGACACCGAGGAGGAGCACGAGAACCUCGCCAAAUUCACCAUUGAUAUGACGGCCCUGGCCCGUGAGAAGCAACAAGACCCGGUCAUUGGCCGUGAGGAGGAGAUCCGCAGAGUCGUGCGGAUCUUGUCCCGCCGUACCAAGAACAACCCGGUCCUCAUCGGUGAGCCCGGUGUCGGUAAGACUACCGUCGUCGAGGGUCUCGCCCAGAGAAUUGUUAACCGCGAUGUUCCCGACAACCUCAAGGCGUGUAAGCUGCUGUCGCUCGACGUCGGCGCCUUGGUGGCCGGAAGCAAGUACCGCGGAGAGUUUGAGGAGAGAAUGAAGGGCGUCCUGAAGGAGAUUCAGGAGUCCAAGGAGAUGAUUGUCCUCUUCGUCGACGAAAUCCACUUGCUCAUGGGUGCUGGCUCUUCAGGCGAGGGUGGCAUGGACGCCGCCAACUUGCUGAAGCCCAUGCUCGCCCGUGGUCAGCUGCACUGCAUCGGUGCGACGACCCUCGCUGAGUACCGCAAGUACGUUGAGAAGGACGCCGCGUUCGAGCGUCGAUUCCAACAGGUUCUCGUCAAGGAGCCUUCCAUUGCCGAGACCAUUUCCAUUCUCCGUGGUCUCAAGGAGCGGUACGACAGACAUCACCGCGUUACCAUCCUCGACAACGCCUUGGUAGCGUCUGCCAACCUCGCCGGCCGCUACCUUACGUCGAGAAGGCUUCCCGAUUCUGCCAUUGACCUGGUCGAUGAGGCUGCUGCUGCAGUUCGCGUCGCCAGGGAGUCGCAACCCGAAAUUAUUGACUCUCUUGAGCGCAAGCUCCGUCAAAUCAUGAUUGAGAUUGCCGCUCUGGAGAAGGAGAAGGACGAGGCGUCCCAGACUCGUCUCGUCCAAGCAAAGAAGGACGCCAAGAACGUAGAGGAGGAGUUGGAGCCUCUUCGCCAGAAGUACCUCAGUGAGAUCAAGAGAGGCGAGGAGAUUCACUUGGCCAAGACGAAGCUCGACGAACUCGAGAAGCGUCUUGAGGAUGCUGCCAACGCCGGCAACCACGCCAAGGCCGCCGACCUCCAGUACGGCGCCAUCCCCGAGCAGCGCGCCGUCAUCAAGGAACUCGAGGCCAAGAAGGCCGCUGCCGACGCCGCUCUCAACGCAUCAGGCCAGGACCACGGUGCCAUGGUCACUGACGUUGUCACCGCCGAUCACAUCAACGAGAUUGUGGCCCGCUGGACCGGCAUUCCCGUCACUCGCCUUAAGACCAGCGAGAAGGAGAAGCUCGUCCUCAUGGAGAAGCAACUCGGCAAGAUCGUCGUUGGUCAGAAGGAGGCUGUCCAGGCCGUAGCCAACGCCAUCCGCCUGCAGCGGUCUGGUCUCAGCAACCCCAACCAGCCGCCCAGCUUCCUGUUCUGCGGUCCAUCCGGUACCGGUAAGACUCUCCUGACCAAGGCGCUCGCCGAGUUCCUCUUCGACGACUCCAAGGCCAUGAUCCGCUUCGAUAUGUCCGAGUACCAGGAGCGCCACGCCCUUAGCAGAAUGAUUGGUGCUCCCCCGGGAUACGUCGGACACGACGCCGGUGGUCAGCUCACCGAGGCUCUCCGCCGCAAGCCCUUCUCCAUCCUCCUCUUCGACGAGGUCGAGAAGGCUGCCAAGGAGGUCUUGACCGUUCUGCUCCAGCUCAUGGACGACGGCCGCAUCACCGACGGGCAAGGCCGUGUCGUCGACGCCAAGAACUGCAUCGUCGUCAUGACCUCCAACUUAGGUGCCGAGUAUCUCACAAAGUCCACCAACCGUGAGGGCAAGGUCGACGCUACCACUCGCGAGCUCGUCAUGAACGCCCUCCGCAACUGGUUCCUGCCCGAGUUCCUCAACCGCAUCAACUCGACCGUUAUCUUCAACCGCCUCACCCGCCGCGAGAUCCGCAAGAUCGUCGACAUUCGCCUGCAGGAGAUCCAGAAGCGGCUGGAGGGUAACGGCCGCAAGGUAUACAUUGACGUCUCGGAGGAGGCCAAGGAUUACCUCGGCAACGCUGGCUACUCGCCCGCCUACGGUGCUCGUCCGCUGUCUCGCUUGAUUGAGAAGGAGGUCCUCAACAAGCUGGCCAUCCUCAUCCUUCGUGGCAACAUUCGCGAUGGCGAGAACGCCCGUGUCGAGCUCAUCAAUGGCAAGAUGGUGGUGCUGCCUAACCAUCAGGACAGCGAGCUCGAUACCGAUGACGAGGACAUGGAUGAGGAGGAUGCCGUUGACGAGCUUGUCGCUGAUGAGAUGGAUGAGGACAUUUACGACUAA